AUGUCACGGGUUGACCUAUGGGCGACAGUGGAGAGUGCGUGCGUAUGUACAGCUGUCUGCAGACGUGUGAUUUCUGUGAUUGAAGGCCUGAUAAAGAAAAAUGAAGCCAAACUUUAUAAAGCCUUUUCACAAUACAGAAACAAUUUUUUAAACCACAUUACACUGCAGAGAAAAGGACUAUCAAAUGGUGUCAUAAUCGAAAAAGAGUCAAAAAAUGGGUUCAGCGGUCAGAAGAAAUUGCAUUUAAACCUGUUCUCGCUGACAGAUGGCAAGGGAGGUGUUGUAACUGUUGCUCGUAACGUUUGCGAGUGGGUGGAGUCUGGAAAACUGAAAGCUUCAGAAAUCUGCCAAGACCUGCUAACAGAACUGAUACAAACAGAAUUUGACGUUCCUGACCCGGAUCUAGCCGUCUACUGCGGGGAAGUGUGCUCCACAUUCGGCUUCCUGCCGUGGCAGAUCAGGGUUACUGAACUUGCGCAUUUUGAAACACAUCACAAUCUCUCUUUAGUUCAGUUUGCAUCAGUCCUGAGACAGUAUGGACAGUGUCAGCAGAGAUUUGGAAAGUGAUUGAUAAUAUUGUAG
This is a messenger RNA of Bacillus rossius redtenbacheri, 582 nucleotides long. It is a transcript of the gene Tango14, whose product is annotated as dehydrodolichyl diphosphate synthase complex subunit Nus1. The coding region runs from base 1 to 567 and encodes 188 amino acids. Gene Ontology annotation, molecular function: ditrans,polycis-polyprenyl diphosphate synthase [(2E,6E)-farnesyl diphosphate specific] activity. Gene Ontology annotation, cellular component: dehydrodolichyl diphosphate synthase complex; endoplasmic reticulum membrane. The transcript is spliced from 4 exons. Lineage: Eukaryota; Metazoa; Arthropoda; Insecta; Phasmatodea; Bacillidae. The record is from RefSeq and is a predicted model, not a curated record.